Messenger RNA from Ziziphus jujuba (common jujube), 872 nucleotides. RefSeq lists its product as uncharacterized. The coding region runs from base 41 to 550 and encodes 169 amino acids. The record is from RefSeq and is a predicted model, not a curated record. NCBI's taxonomy places the organism in Eukaryota, Viridiplantae, Streptophyta, Magnoliopsida, Rosales, Rhamnaceae. The transcript has 4 exons.
GGACAGGACCCAGUCCCAGUCCGAUAUUUGGAAAGUGAAAAUGGGAGGGGGACAGGUUUGUCCCAUAGAUCAUUUUAUCCCAAAUGAGGGGGAUAAAUCUGACCCAUCUGGAGACUGGGUCACUUUUGUCCCACCGAGCUCUCUUCAAAGCAUCUCUGGCCGCCCCCUUCGAAGCAUCGUCGAUCUUGCAUCACCAUCCCCUUCGAAGCAUCUGGCCGGGCUUGAUUUGAUAUUCAGGAGGAAGAAGCUUGAUUUUGGAGGCAAACUACCCUUCGAAGCAUUUCUGGCCGGUGAGUUUAUCUUCUGCUGCAUCCUUCCUCUGUUUCAUCGAUCUGCCAUCAUCACCUGGUCAAUACAAAGGUUAGAUUCAAAGAAGAACUGCCUCCGCUUGAAGAAGAGGUGGGGCCGAAUGAAGAGUAUGCAGACUCAGCCGCUGGCUUUGAUGGGUCUUCCAAUACUUCAGGCAGUUUAUAUGCUGAGAAACAUGAUACAUCCAGCAGCCAUGAAAUUGAGAGUCUUAAGAGUACAACCUCUGGGGACAGCUGAAUAGGCUCAUUGGGGUUCUGAUUAUUCUGCAGACAAUGACUUGGCAAAUGCAUAUGAGGAGAAUGGUAGACUUAGAGGAAGCUUGGAAGCAGCAGAAUCAUCUAUUGUUGAGCUUAAAUUGGAGGUGAGCUCGUUACAGAAUCAUGCUGAUGAAAUAGGCGUUGAAGCAAAAAAAGUUUCCCAGCUACUUGCUGAAGAAAUUGCUUCAGGAGAAAAAUUAGCAAAAGAAGUUUCUGUACUAAGAUCAGAAUGCUUGAAGUUUAAAGAUGAUCUACAGCAGCUAAAAAUUUCCAAAUUAAGCACUCCGUUUGCAAUCAGAGAAACUA